Molecule: messenger RNA, 8604 nt
Organism: Peromyscus californicus insignis
Lineage: Eukaryota; Metazoa; Chordata; Mammalia; Rodentia; Cricetidae
Gene: Fam186a
Product: family with sequence similarity 186 member A
Exons: 7
Coding region: 23-8371 (2782 amino acids)
Source: RefSeq, a predicted model, not a curated record
UCUUUCACGGCUGAUCGAAAUAAUGAGCAAAGUGGAGCUGAUAAUGACACGCUAUGCUAUUGACAGCACCUCUCCUGGGAAGAGAGGCUCCAUCUCAGAGAGCCAGAGAAAGAAGAGAAAGGUGUUCUUAGAGAAGAUAGCUGCGCACAUUAAGAGUAUUGAUAUCAGAGAAAAGAUUCUCACCAAACUUCUGUCCUGGCUAGAAGAUUGGAAUUUUGUGCUGUCGGAGGUGGCUGAGAUUGAUGUUGAUGAAUACCACCACUGGAUUGCGCAGAUGGAGCUGCUGCCAGAAAUGCUGAAGGAGAUGGACAGCAGUAUCAAGACUGUCUGUCAGGUCACCACAUUGCUCUUAGAAGAAAAGAAGAGACAAAAGAAAAAGCUAGUGACUAGAGGUACUCUCUGGAAAGCUUGGAAGGAACGAGUUGUAAAGCGGCCUGCCGCAGCCCACGCUUUAAGACCAGAUCAGAUGAUUUUCGACCAGCUUGCAUUAAAUACGAAGGUUACAGAAAUUCAAGACAUGCUCCAGGAACUCAUCAGCUCAGCCAUGCUAAGCAAGCUGGAAAACAAUGCCAUUAAAUACAUAUCAGCGACUAUUCUGAACCUUUCCAAAGCCUUGAGUACGGUCAGUGACGAGCUGAAGCUUAUGACCCUUCAAGUUACCAACGUGGGUGUGAGUGAAGAAAAAGAGACAGAAAAAGACUUCUUGCAGCGGGUCAUCCAAGAACUCAGUAAAGAAAACGAAAUGCUUCACCAGAAACUUAGAGAUUCCGAAGAAAAGUGUGACCAACUUAUCCGAAUAAAAAAUUUUCUAGGACGCCAGCUAUUGGUCCCAACGACGCCGAGCUUGAGGAUGUUGGCCGUAGGGUCUCCACAGGCACCUGUGAGCAAAGAUGUCGAUGCGGGGGAGAUUGACAGUCUCCUAAACAAAGAGCUCGAGAAGAUUAUAGACGAGUCCCAAACGAAAGGUGUCAGAGCCACCGCAAUAAAGUGGGACUCGAGUAUGACAUAUGUCGCCCAAGGUGAAAUGGCUACAGAUGUGGCUCAGCAGCAAGCUGAAGAGAAGGCUGACCAGGAUCAGAAAAAGCAGUACCCCCCAGUCCCACUGCCAGCCGAGACCUCGGACACAAACCUGGAGAAGGAGGAGAAGAAAGCCGUGGAGGUAGCGUCUAGUCAGUUCUCUGAUCUACAAGCACUGGACAUGAAGAGAAAAGACAGAAAAUCCCUUUUAGAAGGCAAACCACAGGGCCAGGAGGUCAAAAGUGGAGCGAGUAGCCUGUGGGAACGAUUCAAGAAGGGCAGAUCGGAGCACUCACUUGGAAAAAGCCCAGCUUCAUCAGAGGUUAAAAUAGUACCCCCCGUUAAGCCAAUGGACAAAGAAUCCAAGACUGAAGUAGAACAAACCAAGGCAAGCCAGCCUGAGAGUACCCCAGAGCCACCCAAAAUAGAAAUGAAGGGGAAAAGACCCGUGCCAGGAAAAACUGAAGAAACGCCAGGCACCACAAAACAACAGCAAAGUAAAUUACAACCCAGGACGCCUAAGCAGACUCCGGCAACCCCUGAUGCCAGGAGUGAACAAAAUACUCUAGAAUCAUUUCAAAAAGCCAUAUUGGCUUUCCUGCGAGAGAAAACGAACAACGUAGGAAGGGCCUUUGAUCCAAAGAGUAUACAGGAGGAGGAGAAAUCGUUAGAAAGAGCAGACGUUGAAAAACUAUAUCUCAUAAAGGCAAAAACGGAAGAGUAUGUCCAAAAAGUGGCUGAAACCGUGACUAGAACCCUGAGGGCGUACAAAGAGGCGAGAAAAAAACAGCUGAGAGAGAAAUUCAGCAGACAACAAAGGACGACGGCUGCUUUACCGCAGCCGUUUGCCAGGCAGGGCUUGGUCAGCACCAAGUCCGACCUCAUCAGCUUCCUCUUAAGUGAGAUGUCAGACCCAGUGAUCAGGGCACUCACACAGACAAUCAUAGAUGAGCUGGAGCUCGAGAAAGACGGUGUGACAGUCUCAGCAGCAGGCCAGGACCACAGGGACAAGAGGCGGGAGUGGCAGAGGUGGGAAGAGGAGACCUGGAAGGAAGAGCAAAGACUUCCGAAACAGGCCGGGCCACAGCACAGGGCCAGGGAGAAGGCAGCAGAGCUGGAAGAGUUGAGACCGGCGGCGGCGGCGGUGACACCCGACGUGAGCCGGGCUCAGGACCUGAGGGAGAGGGAGGACACCGACAAGGAGAAGCUGAAGGUGGUGAGAGAUGCAGAAGAAGGCCUGAGGCCGAAAGGGAGCAAACCAAAGCUGCCGGGCAAGAGUGACUCAAAGUCUAAAGACCUAUUCAAAACCUUCACCCAGAGCGCAAUGGUCUUAACGCCCAGGUGGAUGAAAAGCCUGAAACUCCAGACGAGCCAAGUACAGUUAUUCCAAGUGGAUCCGAGAGCCAUGGAAAGCCCUGAUGAGAAGCAGCCCUUCUCUCCCAGGACCCUCCUCGUUUCUGCCAAGCCCCUCCCAGUGCCCGUCCCUGAGCAGGCCCAGAUAGUGGAUUCUAAGAUGUCUCCGAUUUCAAGGGUGUCUUUCACCCCUGAGUGGGUACAGGUUUGGGGUGGUCCUCCUAGUCACGAACCCAUGAAAGAAGUGCAGAUCCCUCCUCCCACAGCAAAGCAGGAACAAGAGCUGGGGACUCAGCUGAUGGCCCCUAGGAUCCUUCAGCGGACAAUGGCUCCAGGGGGGUCUUUCAUAUCAGAAAUCCCCCAAACCGCUGAACAAGGACCAAUAUCUGGGGUCACAGUGACCCAAAGAGCAGUUCUACCUCUCCAGCAGAUCCAAGGAAAAGACAUUACUCUCACCUUGAAGCAGGCCCUGGAUCAAGGCAUUGCCCCCACCCCUGAGCCAGCCAAAGAACCAAGGAUCACGCUAACCCCUCAGCAGGCCCAGGCCCUGGGCAUCAUUCUUACCCCUGAGCAAGCCAAAGCCCAGACAAUCAGUCUGACCCCUCAACAGGCCCAGGCCCUAGCGCUCACUCUUACGCCUGAGCAGACCAAGGAACAGGAGAUCAGUCUGACCCCUCCACAAGCCCAGGGACUGGGGAUAACACUCACCUCUGAGCAGGCCCAGGCCCUGGGGCUCACUCUCACCCCUGAGCAGACCAAGGCACAGAGGGUCAGUCUGAGUCCUCAACAGGCCCAGGUCCUGGGAGUCUCUCUCACCCCUCAGCAGGCCCAGGCACAAAGGAUUAAUCUCACUCCUGAGCAGGCCCAGGCCCUGGGGAUAGAUAUCACCCCUCAGCUGGUCCAAGCACAGACAAGCAUUUUCACCUCUCAGCUGACCCAAGCACAGCAGAUCACCAUCACCCCAGAGGAGGCCAAGGACCUGGGAAUUGCUCUCACCCCUCAGCAGGUCAAGGUUCAGGGGAUCAGUCUGACCCCUGAGCAAGGCCGGGCUCUUGGGAUGGCUCUUACCCCUGACCAGGCCCAAGCACAGGGGAUUAUUCUCACCCCUCAGCAGGCCCAGGCCCUGGGGCUCACUCUCACUCCUCAGCAGGUUAAGACCCAGAGGGUCUGUCUGAGUCCUGAGCAGGCCCAGGCCCUGGGGAUAACAAUCACCUCUGAGCAGGCCCAGGCCCUGGGGAUAGCAAUCACCCCUCAGCUGGCCCAAGCACAGCAGAUCACCAUCACCCCAGAGGAGGCUGAGGACCUGGGCAUUGCUCUCACCCCUCAGCAGGUCAAGGUUCAGGGGAUCAGUCUGACCCCUGAGCAAGGCUGGGCUCUUGGGAUGGCUCUUACCCCUGACCAGGCCCAAGCACAGGGGAUUAUUCUCACUCCUCAGCAGGCCCAGGCCCUGGGACUCACUCUCACUCCUCAGCAGGUCAAGACUCAGAGGGUCUGUCUGAGUCCUGAGCAGGCCCAGGCCCUGGGGAUAACAAUCACCCCUGAGCAGGCCCAGGCCCUGGGGAUAGAUAUCACCCCUCAGCUGGCCCAAACACAGCAGAUCACCAUCACCCCAGAGGAGGCCAAGAACCUAGGCAUUGCUCUCACCCCUCAGCAGGUCAAGGUUCAGGGGAUCAGUCUGACCCCUGAGCAAGGCCGAGCUCUUGGGAUGGCUCUUACCCCUGAGCAAGCCCAAGCACAGGGGAUUAUUCUCACCCCUCAGCAGGCACAGGCCCUGGGACUCACUCUCACUCCUCAGCAGGUCAAGACUCAGAGGGUCUGUCUGAGUCCUGAGCAGGCCCAGGCCCUGGGGAUAACAAUCACCUCUGAGCAGGCCCAGGCCCUGGGGAUAGCAAUCACCCCUCAGCUGGCCCAAACACAGCAGAUCACCAUCACCCCAGAGGAGGCCAAGAACCUGGGUAUUGCUCUCACCCCUCAGCAGGUCAAGGUUCAGGGGAUCAGUCUGACCCCCGAGCAAGGCCGGGCACUUGGGAUGGCUCUUACCCCUGAGCAGGCCCAAGCACAGGGGAUUAUUCUCACCCCUCAGCAGGCCCAGGCCCUGGGGCUCACUCUCACUCCUCAGCAGGUCAAGACCCAGAGGGUCUGUCUGAGUCCUGAGCAGGCCCAGGCCCUGGGGAUAACAAUCACCCCUGAGCAGGCCCAGGCCCUGGGGAUAGAUAUCACCCCUCAGCUGGCCCAAGCACAGCAGAUCACCAUCACCCCAGAGGAGGCUGAGGACCUGGGCAUUGCUCUCACCCCUCAGCAGGUCAAGGUUCAGGGGAUCAGUCUGACCCCUGAGCAAGGCCGAGCUCUUGGGAUGGCUCUUACCCCUGAGCAGGCCCAAGCACAGGGGAUUAUUCUCACCCCUCAGCAGGCCCAGGCCCUGGGGCUCACUCUCACUCCUCAGCAGGUCAAGACCCAGAGGGUCUGUCUGAGUCCUGAGCAGGCCCAGGCCCUGAUGAUAACAAUCACCUCUGAGCAGGCCCAGGCCCUGGGGAUAGCAAUCACCCCUCAGCUGGCCCAAGCACAGACAAGCAUUUUCACCCCUCAGCUGGCCCAAACACAGCAGAUCACCAUCACCUCAGAGGAGGCCGAGGACCUGGGCAUUGCUCUCACCCCUCAGCAGGUCAAGGUUCAGGGGAUCAGUCUGACCCCCCAGCAAGGCCAGGCUCUUGGGAUGGCUCUUACCCCUGACCAGGCCAAAGCACAGGGGAUUAUUCUCACUCCUCAGCAGGCCCAGGCCCUGGGGCUCACUCUCACCCCUCAGCAGAUCAAGACUCAGAGGGUCCGUUUGACCCCUGAGCGGGCCCAGGCCCUGGGGAUAGCAAUCACCUCUGAGCAGGCCCAGGCCCUGGGGAUUACUCUCAUUCCCAAACUAGCUCAACCACAGGAGAUCAGCCUCAGUCCAGAGGAGGCCCAGGCCCUGGGGCUCACACUCACCCCACAGCAGGCCCAGAUACAGAAGAUCUUUCUCACCCCUAAGCAGGCCCAAGCUCUGGGCAUCACUCUUACCCCUGAGCAGGCCAAGGCACUGAAGAUUAGUCUGACCCCUCAGCAGGCCCAAGUCCUGGGGAUCACUCUCACCCUUGAGCAGGCCAAGGCACACAGAAUCAGUCUGACCACUGAGCAGGCCCAGGUCCUGGGGAUCACACUCUCCCUCCAGCAGGCCCGGGCCCUGGGGAUAGCUCCUACCCUUAAGCAGACAGCAGCCUCGGGAAUCACUCUUACCCCUGAGCCAGGUAAGGAAAAAGAGGUCAGCCUGACCCGGGUGCAGGCCUUGGCCCUGGAGAUCAGUCCCACCCCUGAGCAGACCCACACCUUGGGAAUCUCUCUCAGUCCACAGCAGGCCCGGGACCUGGGACUCACUCUUACCUCUAGGCAAGCCAAGGUACAGAAGAUAUGUCUGACUCCUGAGCAGGCACAGGCCCUGGGAGUCACUUUUACCCCUGAGCAGGCCAAGGGAUGGAGGAUCAGUCUGACCCCUGAGCAGGCCCAGGCCCUGGGGAUCACUCUCACCCCUGCGCAGGCCAAGGCACACAGAAUCAGUGUGACCCCUGAGCAGGCAGAAGCCCUCGGGAUUACUCUUACCCCUGGGCAGGCCCAGGCCCUGGGGAUCCGUUUGACUCCUUCACGGUUCCAGACAUGGGGUAUUUCUUCUCCUAAGAAAUUCCAGGAUUUGGAAGCUCCAUUAACCUAUGAACAGGCAGCAGCACUAAGGGGCCGCCCUACUACAGAGCAAAUUCAAACUCUGAAAGUCCCUAUUACCCCUGAGUCUAUGCAGACACCUAAACCAGCUGUUGCCUCUAAACAGACCCAGACAAUUGAAAUCCCACUAACUCCUCAACUGUCCCCAGCGUUUGGAAUUCCACUUCUACAGGGACAGGGCAAAGCAUUGGGCAUGACUCUCAUGCCAGGGCAGACCCAGGCAUUCCAGCAAAUCCGGGCAUUGCAGCCUCCCCUCCCAUCCAGGCAGGCCCGGUUGCUGGGCCAGUUUGGUCCAGGAGAGAUACAAACACUAACAUUCACUAUUGCACUUGAGAAAGCCCAGAAUUUGGGUGUCACUUUUACCCAGGAACAAACUCAGGCAGCAUCUAUCACCCUCACCUCUGAGCAGGUGGCAGCAUUAGAAGACGCACUCACUGAAGAACUGGCCUGGACAUGGGGGCUUUUAACCGCAUCAGAAAAGCCGGCUGUGUUGGUCCCUCCCCCUGACAGACUGCUUCCUACAUCUAUUGCAUUGCAGAAAUUGAAGUCUUCUCCUCAAGCCCCAUUUUCCCCUAGGACGAGCCUAGCAAUGAGCUUUCUUCCUGACUCUGAGAAGCUUGAAGAAACAUGCAUCUCUCCCACCUACAGACAGAUUCUAGCAGACAGAGGUCAAGUCACUCCCACACAGCUUCUAACACCAGAAGUCCCUUCCAUUCCAGGGCUGCCCCUUGGUCACUGGCAUUCCUUCAAACCUGGAGACACCGGGUCAUCUCUAACGCCGGAAACUCACCUCACCCACAGAAGGCUGACACCACCUCUCAUAUCUGGAGUCCCACCGACCUCUGGAGAGAUUCCAGGCCUCUUUGUUCCUGGAGGCUCUGCUGUCCCCUUCCAGCCUCCGGCCAUCCAUGACCAAGCUCCCUACAUGCAGAUCUACUCUGCGCCUGGACAGCCAAAGCCAUCACUGAUCAUUCCUGAGCAAGGAUUCUCUGUAAGAACUCCUGUCUCAGCAGAGGCUUUCCCAGUCCCUGGAAGACCUCAGAGAAUUUCUCCCUCUUCAGCUUCUCAGAAAAAGCCAGUAACUGUUUCCCCUCCCAAACCUGAAUCAAUCAGAGCUCACCCGAGUGCUGCUCUGGGCUUUGAGGUCUCUCCGGCUCCCUUCCCUAUGGAGAAGAUCCAAAUGUCUAAGUUUUCUGACAUUUUAGAAGAAACGCGGGUACUCCAAGAUUCUCCCGACAUGAGAUCACUUGGAAUGUUUCAGCCUUAUGUCACUAGUUCUAGGAUCCCAGGAUCAAAGUCCCAUCACAUUGGUGAGAGAGCCCCUUCCGCUCGGGGGAAAUCUAUAGCGUCACUGCCGUCUCUUACCACUCAGCUCUCCCAAGCAUCACAGAUCACACCUUCUGACAGGGGCCAAAGACCACGGCUCCCCCCAAUAGACGAGCCCUGGAUAUUAUCCCCAGUUCCUGGCACUGGGAAAGCCAGGAGGGUGGGGUCCCCCCUCACUGCCCAGCACCAUGAAGACAGAUACUUUGUUGAUGUGGAGGCUCAAAGGAAGAACCUGGCUAUAUUAAAUCACGCUGCACAAACUGCUGGACUCCCUUCACAGUACCACACAAUUGCCAGGAAUCUCAUAAUUGAAUUACUUCAUAUGAAUACAGUUCGGCUGGGGUAUCUGUCCCGCAAGUAUGUUGCCUAUAGGCUGAUCCAGCUUGCCAGAAACAACAUAAUCAAACGAUUAAGAGCCAUCCAAAAUACUGGGAAAGGAUACGAGACUCAGAACCUCUUCACCAUGCUGGACAGAAUUGAUCACUACCAGAAGAAGGUGAUGUGGUUCUGGACUGAAAAGCAGAACCAGUUAGAGCAGAGGCGGAAACACUGUCUGUGGUCCAUGAUGCAGUUCUUCACCCAGCUUGAAAGAGUGUUUAAACUAAAUCUUAGCCAGCCUGUGCCCUUGCUCUCCGACUUUAAGCAGAUACCUGAUCUUCCCAAAUUUCAACGGCCAGUCUUGGAGUUAUUAAUUGAAGACAAAAAACCCAACAUUUUCAAAACAUUGGGAGAGCAAGCUCAGAUGGAGGCCAUCUGGAAUGCUGACCUGUCCACUUCAAGCUACCCGAUAACGGAGAAGACAUCUCUGAGUACGCUCUGGGCCCAGCUGGGUGGGUACCCAGAUAUUCCCAGACUGCUGGAGUUAGAUAUUCAGUCGACCUUCAGGAAAUCUCUUGCUUCCAUCCGGUCACAGUCUAAGAAGAUUCCCAAGUGACUGCAGAGCUACAGACAAGCCUGUAACGAGCAAAGGCCUAUUUUCUCUUUUCCAUGGAUAUAAACUGAUGUGUUUACUCUGCUUUCUGUGUUGCCUGUAGACCUUAAGAAUGCUGUCUAAAGCUAGGCAUCGUGGCAUAAGCCUGUCAUCUUAGUGCUUUAGAGGUAAAACAAGAGGGCCAGGAGUUCAAAGUCUUUCUCAUCUAUUUAGUAAGUUCAGGGCUAGCCAGGGUG